UCGAAGUCGAUUGAUUGAUCGAGCUUGUGUCUGCCACAUGCCAGUGCUGGCCUGGAUGACUGACAAUUCUGUCGGACGAUACACCCGCCAAUGCAGUACAUGUGCCUUACUUACGAACAAGUUUUUGUCAUUGUAGUGCGACAGUAGUUCCGUCCGUCCUGAAGUUUCAUCGUGUAAAUGUACCGUACAUAUUGGUUUGGUGACCCACUUUUGAACUCUUCUCAAGUGGACAAGUCCAAGCAAGCAGUUAGGAGUAUUGUGCAGAGGAUCAAUCCACCUUCUGCCCGUAACCGGGGCGAUUGUGCUGCAUCAUGGAACCGUUUUUAUUACGUGGAAGACAACCAGAUCAAGGUCUACUCUCCUGACUUCGCCGAGCAGUCUCUACGCGAGCUGCAAGAGUCUACCACACACCGUGAUAUCACUGCGGUGGCAGCAGCCUGGGAUCGUGUAUGCCUUUCCACAACAACAUGCCAGCGACGUGAUGCUGCCGUUCCCACCAUGAGCACUGACCGCAGUGUUGAAACCGGAGAUGGCCCUACACAUGAGCUGGUUGUGCUGGACGGCGUCCAUAGCUCGGAUCGUUUGAAGUGGCGCAUCACAUCUUGCCCGGUGCCGUUCUCGUGCACAUCUGUUAGUUGCAGUGAUGCCAGCAUUAUUACUGUUGCCGGCAAUGGCCAGGCAUGGUGUUCAAGUCGCUCAGGUGCUGCUGCUGACGAUGAUGAUGCUCUGAAUGAAGGCGGUGGCAAAACAAGUGCUGAUGCGUCCUGCGUAUCACUUCUUGCACUAGAGCGCCUGUCAUGGCCUGUUGCUUUGUCAUGUGUGUCGUGUGGCAAGGACCAUGUGUUGCUGUUGGAUAGACUUGGCCGCGUUGCCAGCUAUGGAAUCGGCAGUCGUGGGCAACUGGGACAUGGCGACGUGGCAUCCAUUGACCCGCCAGCUGGACCCCGGCUCGUGGAAGCCUUGGACGGUGUUCGUUGCUUGUUGAUUGCUGCAGGCGGAUGGCACAGCCUAGCCCUUAUGGAGUCUGGAGAUGUCUAUAGCUGGGGCUGGAACGAGAGCGGUCAGCUCGGCAUCGAAAGUGCAACAUGUGACAAUGAAGUUGCUGACGAAGCAACACAGCAUGUUGUUGGCACAAGUGCAGACAGAACAGACCCGGAACAAGCCGAGGCCACACAGCACAGUCGAGGCACUGCUCACAGCGCAGCACAGUUGUUCAGUGCCGAUCCACAGCUGGUUGUCUUCCCCUGUGGAGCAACUUCAGAAGCGGUGGACAAUGAUGAUCCGCCUGAUGUAACUGUCUUGAGCAUAUCGUGUGGGUCACGUCACAGCGCAGCAGUGGCAGAAACUGGUCAGCUCUUUACCUGGGGAUGGGGUGCUCAUGGCCAACUCGGCCACACUUCACGGGAGAACUGCUUGAGUCCGCUGCCAGUGGAGUAUCUCAACCGUGAUGGGGAGAAAGUCGAGUGGGCUAUGUGUGGCGACUGGCACACGAUUGUGCACACGAGUACAUGUAGCAGUGGCACUGGUCAUUGACUUCAUCGCAAUAAGUGUUGCUGGUCAGGAUACAGGGAGAGACGGAGACAGAGAGAGAGAGACAGACAGACAGACAGACAGACAGACAGACAGACAGACAGACAGACAGACAGACAGACAGAGAGAGAGAGAUAGAGAGAGAGACAGAGAGAGACAGAGAGAGAGAGACAGAGACAGGACAGAGAGAGACAGUAUACUCGUCUAAGGCGAGUGUGUUCAUAUCUUGUUCAUACUUGAAGUUGUGCAAGUACAUGUACUUUGAGCUAGUCCAUACUGAUGAUGAGUGUAAUUAAAUUAUUUUAUUUUGGUUGGCCUUGCUCUCUGAUAGGCAGCACACUGUACAUGCGCCGGGACAUGUACUCUACAUUUACUGAAUAAGUUUUUAGUACUGGCGUGUUGGUCACCAUUAUCAUUAUGCUCUGUCUCACUAAUGGGUCUGCAGCUGUGCGGUUGCCGUUUGUCCUCCCUGACUCCUAUCCCGGCUCUGUCCUAUACCACCCCAUAUAUACGCGGUCAAACAGGAAAAGAACUUGUGUUUGUAAGCGCAAACAAGAAUACAUAACCCGCCCUGGUAUGAUUGUACCUUGGCACUUGG
Molecule: messenger RNA, 2128 nt
Organism: Sycon ciliatum
Lineage: Eukaryota; Metazoa; Porifera; Calcarea; Leucosolenida; Sycettidae
Product: E3 ubiquitin-protein ligase HERC2-like
Exons: 8
Coding region: 178-1533 (451 amino acids)
Source: RefSeq, a predicted model, not a curated record